GCAUCAUACCAAAGAAACACAGAUUCACUCAAAGCUUUCUUUGGAAGAGUAAGCAUUCUGUUCCUCCUGGGGUAAAAUAUUGCAGAUCUGAGAACAGGAAGUAGUGAGGAGGAGUUCCACAGGCUCCUGCUUGUGUACAGAUACUCAACACACUCACACUACUGUUCUGACUCCCUUAGAACUUUAUAGCCACUCAGUCUGCAUGCUAUGCCAAGACUGGAGCAACUCACCUUCUCACAGGGCAGAAAACAAACAGACUGAAUUCCUAAUGGGAGCUGCUGCAAUCUCAAUUUCUACAUUUUAGUUGGAAACUUCAUUUGAAGUCCAGAAGAUUCAAGACAAUGUUCAUGUUUAUCCCGACCAUAUAUAUGUACAUAUAAUAGGACAAAUUAUCAUUCCUCCAUUAUGGUGUAAAAGACGAGCAGUUUCCCCAUUAAAUGUGGUAGCUCAGUGGUUAAAACAUUGGACUUCUGAUUGGAAGAUUGUGAGUUCACAAGCCACCACUACUAUUGAGCUCUUUAGCAAAGUCCCUAACCCUCAACAACUCAGUUGUAUAAAAUGGGCUAAAUGUAAGAUGCUCUGGAUAAGGGUGUCUGCUAAAUACCAUAAAUGUAAAUAAGUCACUCCUUCCACGCCUACAUUCCAUGAUUCUAUGGCUCAGAUGGGUGUUUUUUAGUACCAUUCUGUAUCAAGGCUAGAGUCUGCUGUUUUGUGCAAACUCCAGAUCAGCACUUUCUGAAGUACUCAAACCAGCCUUUCUGGCACCAAUACCCAUGCGGCUCACAACGACUGAGAUCACAUUCUCUGAGAACGUUAACUGAAGCUCUUUGACCUGUAGCUACUUGAUUUAUUUUUAUUUUAUUUGUUUUUUUUUUUUUUUUUUGCAUUGCACUGCUGCAACAUGAUUGGCUGAUUGGAUAAUUACAUGAAUACGAGCAGCUGUACAGGUGUGUGAGCAUAUACAUGUAUGUAUAUAUAGUGACAAAACUGAACAUUGUCCUUAAUUUGUUCACAUUCGUAGGUGUAAACCAGCUGCACUGGUUCUACAUUCAUGGCUUUACUGGGUGAGUUCAACACCAAACAACCUCACCUGAGGGAGGCUUGUGCAAUUCUGCAUCACCUGCAUGAAGCACCUCCCCACCUUUUUUUUUUUUUUUGCAUGACCAGUUUCAUACCCUCCCACCCGACAAGAACACGAACAAAGGGUGGAGCUUGGGUAUUAACUGCAGAACUUGGACUCCAAGGAAACCACCAGUGCCUCCCUUGAGCUAUACACGAUAGCACCAAAGCAGGAACUUGCCAGGAUUUUGACCUGCCGAGUACCAAAAAUCCACAAUGAAGACCCCACUCGCCAUUGAGCGCUGAAGAUGGUGUUACAUGACUUCACAUCCUACACCAAACUUAAGGAGAAGCAGUCCAGCUUGAAACCCACAAAAAGCUCCAAUGAUCUCGACACGAAAGGAAAGCUUAACUUCCCCCACCCUGGAGGAUUCAUUCUUUCCCUUCUCCUCAUCGACCCCUGUUUCCCGGCAUCGCAUCAUGGGCCUGGGGGUCAGAGCAAACAACCUGCUGGCAUCCCACACAGACCAGGACAGCAGCUCGACUAUGCUGGAGAAGGAUCUCAUCCUGGCAGCUGAAGUGGGCCAGGCUCUUCUGGAGCGGAACGAGGAGCUGCAAGCUCAGCUGGAACAGAUGAGGAGAGACAUGGAGGCUUUGCAGCAGGAGAAGCACACGCUACAGAGACACCUGGAGGUACGGGAACUAGAGGCAGGGCAGCGGGAGGCAGAGCUACAGGCUGAUAUCGCGUCGUUACGACAAAAGUACGACCAGAAGCACAACCAGGGUCGAGACCGACGGCGUGAAGAAAGUGAGCAGCUUACGCAACUGUCCAGUCACAACCAGAAGCUGGUGGAGCAGUUGGCCGAGGCAGUGUCGGUGGAGCACUCUCUGCGCCUAGAGCUACGCUCUCUUAAAGAGGAAAUGGAGGACACGAGCUUCAGCAGAUCGAUAAGUUCUGCUCGCCUGGACAGCCUACAAGCAGAGAAUCAAGUUCUAAAAGAGCGGUUCUCCAACAUGGACGAGCGGCUGAAGUCAUCAGAUGAGGACAACGAAAGGUUGAGGAUGGAGAGGGAGGGGCUGCGUGCAAGACUCCUAGAACUACAGACCGACCUGAAAGAAAAGGAGUGUGAGCUGGAGCAGCACCAGAGUGAGGCGUUCCAGCUGCGCACCAUGAACCGGACCCUCCAGCAGAAAGUCCAGGCUUUUGGAGAAGAGGCAAGUCUUGAGGAGACCACAUGCUUCCCCCUGUCCCUCCAGAAUGAACUGCAACAGUCUCAGGCUAAAGAAAGCAUCUUUGCCCAUUCUGCUGUCCUGCAGGAGAAAGAUGAGGAGAUUGAAAGGCUAAAGAAAGAGCUUGAGUCCAGCCAGGAUGAAUUGGCGGCAUUAAGAGACGAACUGAAGCUGUUUCGCAGUGAUCCCAGCAAACCAACAUACAGUGCUUUGGAAGAAGAGCUCGCUGUGGCCCGGCAGGAACGUGACACGCUCAACCAGCAGCUCCUGAACACCAUCAGACACAAGGUGGCGCUCUCUCAGGAGGUCGAAUCAUGGCAGGAGGACAUGCGUCUGGUGAUAUCCCAGCAGGUGCAGCAACAGGUACACGACAGGGAGAAAGAGAAACAGAAGAUGACAUCGCCUCUGCAAAGAAACAUUCGCACAAGCAAGUCUUUCCGUUUACCAAGAGAGGAGGGGAAGAAGAACUUCUUCUCUUCUUUGUUUGGUGGGGACUAAAAAAAAAAAGUUGACUGACAAAAAAACAAAAACAAGAUGAGGACACGAAACUACUGAAAGGACCAAAAGCAUAUUUCUGGGGUAUAUUUUCUCUCCAGGACAAUAUAAACCAUAUGAAGCAGACCAAACAAUGUAUAAUGGCAUGGCAUUCAUGCAUAUUUAUUUUGUCUAUAUACAUUCUUGAUGUAUAAAAUAUGACACAAAUGUUUAUUAUGAAAAGUGUUGAUAAAAAUCCUUAAUAUAUUUAAUGUCUGAGUCUUUCAUCAUGCUUUACACA
This is a messenger RNA of Ictalurus furcatus (blue catfish), 3064 nucleotides long. RefSeq names its product BICD family like cargo adaptor 2 (gene bicdl2). Bases 1444 to 2787 code for a protein of 447 amino acids. The record is from RefSeq and is a predicted model, not a curated record. NCBI's taxonomy places the organism in Eukaryota, Metazoa, Chordata, Actinopteri, Siluriformes, Ictaluridae. The transcript is spliced from 11 exons. Gene Ontology annotation, biological process: vesicle transport along microtubule; Golgi to secretory granule transport.